AUGUCAACAAAUCUAGCAAAUUACUUCGCCGGUAAGAAAGAUACUAAAAAUGAGCAUGUAAAUAGAAAUGCUAGCCAUGAAAGUAAUAGCAAAAGUGAUGUCAAAGUUGCUGGUAACGAUAACGACAACGACGAUGAAGAUAUGGGGCCUUCAGUAUCGAUGGCUGUUCAAGCAAAAAACGAUGAUGAUUUCCAUAAAUCAACUUUCAACCUUAAAAGAACAAGGUCGAUGGGUCUUCUCGACGAAUAUAUUGAUCCUACUAAAAAACUGUUAGGAAGGCCAGACGACCUAUAUGGUAACGACAAUGAAUAUUAUGACAACUCAUCUGAUAAUUCUUCAAGCAAUUCUUCAGAUGAUGAUUAUGAUGAUGACUAUCAGGAACACUCAACCUCCGUUUCUCCACCGCCUGCGGAUAACGAUAGCUACUUAAUGCCACAAGAUGAUAAUGAUGUAGUGGUAGAACCAGAAAGACAUGUUGAUUAUCUGUCACACGAAUGGAAAGAAUCUGAAAUCUCUAAUUCUUGGAAAUAUAUUAUUCUAAAGAAAAAGAAAAGAGACGUCGAUUUAGUCAAUGCCGCUAGAUUAGAAAACGCCUCAUGGAGAACAUGGGCAAAAGCGAGAAACAAUUUGAAAACAGUGUCACCUGAAGUAGUUAAUUGGUCAAAGGAUUCUGAUGUAACAUGGCUAUAUGGUCCUAUUAUAAGGGAUUCUGAAAAUAACGCCCAAAGUGAAGAAGAACAUGAUCUAGAAAGGGGCUACGGCUCAGAUGAUGAAAAUUCCAAGAGAAUUUCAAUGCCGACUAAAAAGUCAAAGUCCCUCACAGCUGCUCCCAAACCAAUUUUAAAGAAGAGAACCGUCACAGAAAUUAUAGAGGAUAAUGCUUUAUGGAAACUGAAUGAGGCAAGAAAACACAUGACAGAAAUGAAGCAUGCUUCGGUAAUAAUGGAUCCCAAUGGCAAUAAAAACGUCCAUGACGAUUUUGAUGCUUUAGCUGCUCAAGUUAAUGCCCAGUACUAUCAUUAUCCAAAAAAUUCGAAUAGUAGCGUUAGUUUGAAUGGUCAAUCUUCUGAUAAAAAAGAUAAUUAUACUAUACCGAAUUCUCUGGGAGUAAAUCCGAAUGUUGGCAAUGACGAGGGAAAAGAAGACCUGCAUCUAAAAUCAGCGCUUCGCGUUCAAAACAAUCCGUCAACAGCACAAUCGGACAAAAGCAUACUGGAGAAUAAUACCAACGAUCGUGUUAAGAGUCAUUUAGACGAAAAUCUGGAUUCUUCUGAUACUAACAGGUUCCUCUCAUCAAAAUCUUGCUCAAAUAAAGAUAAUGAAAACCAUUCAAUUGGAUUAUCGUCAAUAUUAACUUCAAGUCCGAGUGAAAAAUCCAACAAGCCUACUAAGAAUAGACAUAUACAUUUCAAUGACAGAGUGGAACAAUGUAUGGCGCUACGAUAUCCAGCAUCACAAUCAGAAGACGAUGAAAGUGAUGGUGAAAAUAGACAAUAUGUUGACGUUAAUAACAAUGCGAAUGUUACAACAAUAAACAACAACAGGACUCCAUUGCUAGCCACUCAGCAUAAAUCUAUUCCAGUCAAUUCUGCACCUGAGCGCUUUAACAAGGAUACUAGCGAUGAUGAUACGUCCUCACCAUCAUCAUCGUCAUCUCAUUCGGAUGAUGAAGAACAUGGCGGCCUUUACAUAAAUGCAAGGUUUUCGAGGAGGUCCGAUUCUGGAGUUCAUUCACCAAUAACGGAUAAUUCCUCUGUAGCUUCAUCUACCACCUCAAGAGCUCACGUGCGCCCCAUAAUAAAGUUGCUUCCUGAUACAACUUUGAAUUAUGGAUCGGAUGAAGAAUCUGAUAAUGGCGAGUUCAAUGGCUAUGGUAAUGCCGUCUCGCAUAACGUCAAUACCUCUAGAGGCUAUGAUUACAUAUACGAUUAUAAUUCGGUUUACACUGGCGAUACCUCUAGUUUUUUGCCAGUAGAUUCAUGUGACAUCGUAGAUGUUCCUGAAGGAAUGGACCUACAAACAGCUAUUGCAGAUGACAAUGCAUCUAACUAUGAAUUCAACAAUGCUGUGGAAUCCAAGGAAAAGCAUUCUCCACAACUACAGAAAGCUUCAACGAAUAAUACAACUCGUCAACAUGGAUCACAUAUGCUGUUAUAUGACGACGACAAUUACAGCUCUUCUUCAGAUAGCGAACAGCAAUUUAUUGAAGACUCACAAUAUAAUAGUAGCGAUGACGAAGAAGAAGAAGAUGAUGACGAUGACCAAGCGGUAGACGAUAACCAUGAUGAAGGACUAUCACUGAGGAGAACAUUGUCGCUUGGAAAAUCGGGAUCUACCAAUUCCUUAUGUGAUCUGGCACAACCGUCGCUUUCUUCAGCAACUCUUUCACAGCAAAAAAUUCCUACCAAUUUCAUAGCGGGUAAAACUGACGAAAGCAAAGAUGCACAACUGGCUGUUAGGCCGUAUCCGUUGAAGCGCAAUUCUUCUUCGGGAAACUUCAUAUUCAAUUCAGAUAGCGAAGAAGAGAGUAGCAGCGAGGAUGAACAAAGACCAAUCCCGGCAGGCAAUAAAUUGGUUAAUCGAGGUAGUUUGAAAGGCAGUGUAGCACCAGCAAACAUACCAUCCCAAAAGAAAACGGCGCUUCCAAAGCAGCCAAAAGCAUCCGAUAGUUCACAAAGCUUUAGAAUUGUAAAUAAAACUCCUUCACCUGCCGAAGUGGGCUCUAGUGAUGUUGCCAUAGAAGGUUACUUUUCUCCAAGGAAUGAAUCUAUCAAGUCUGUUGUUUCAGGGGGAAGUAUGAUGGACCAUCAAGACCACUCAGAAAUGGAAACUUUGGCCAAAGGAUUUGAAAACUGCCACAUAAAUAAUACUGGUAGGUUAAAGGACAAGAAAGCUGAUAGUCUCCAAACCACAAGAAAAGAAGCCUCUUUGACAAAUUCGAGUAAUGAGAGUUUACAGAAAGUGAUGCAGAAUGCAAAAGGUAUGGCAAGCAAAUACUUGCAUUCUUGGAAAAGGAGUGACGUAAAGCCACAAGAAAACGGAAAUGACAGCAGUUGA
Molecule: messenger RNA, 3057 nt
Organism: Saccharomyces paradoxus
Lineage: Eukaryota; Fungi; Ascomycota; Saccharomycetes; Saccharomycetales; Saccharomycetaceae
Gene: REG1
Product: protein phosphatase regulator REG1
Exons: 1
Coding region: 1-3057 (1018 amino acids)
Biological process (GO): cellular response to glucose starvation; protein catabolic process in the vacuole
Source: RefSeq, a predicted model, not a curated record